AUGGCCUCUUGGGUCGGCAUGCGCGCCACCGCAACCCCAGCCCAGCUGGACGCCGUGGCCCGCGCCAUCCGCCAAACCCCCAUCAUCGACCACCAUGCGCACCCGCUGCUCAAGCCAGACGCCCUCGCUAAACACCCCCUCCUCGCCCUUACCACCGAAGCGACCGGCGACGCCAUCCACUCUGCUACGACAUCCCUGCCCCAUCUUCGUGCUGUCCGCCAGCUAGCUUCCGUCCUCGGGUGCGGUCUCUCCUGGGAGGCAGUCGUCGCGGCGAUUGAGGACCGCCGCUUGCAGAACCCAGAUGACUGGACUGCGACGUGUCUUUCGGGGAUUGAGACAAUCCUGGUGGAUGAUGGACUGGAUGGUGAUGAUGCGCAGCCGUACUCGUGGCAUGACGAUUUCACGAGAUCGCGGUGUAAGCGGAUUGUCAGAGUGGAAGCGGUCGCCGAGGAGAUCAUACGAAGGUUGGCACGGAAGCUUGGGGAUGAUGGGGACUCGGGAACAAAUGCGCCGGCGCCGGUGUUUGACAUGUUUGUGGAGGAGUUCGAGACGAUGGUAAAGACGGCGUUGGAUGAUCCUGAUGUGGUGGCGUUCAAGUCGGUCGUGUGUUAUCGGACGGGGCUGGGGAUCCCUCUCGCGCCGGAUAAUGAUGCUGCGAGGACAGCGCUAGAUUACAUUGUGCUAUCGACAUCGGCGUCGGGGCUGGAGUUGCAGAAGCUGAGGGAUGAUGCGCUUAACAAUUUUAUUGUGCAUCGGGUAGCCAGCCUGAUAAGGGACAGUCCGUCGAAGCAGAAGAAGCCGUUGCAGUUUCAUACUGGGCUGGGGGAUAACGAUCUAAGCAUGACAAGUGCUUCGCCGUCACAUCUGCAGACUUUCAUCAGGGCUUAUCCUACGGUGCCUAUUGUUCUGUUGCAUGCUGGUUAUCCGUUUGUGCGCGAGACGGGAUAUCUGGCGACGGUAUACGAGAAUGUGUAUGCCGACAUUGGUGAGGUGUUUCCCUGUGUGAGCCAGGAUGGUCAGGAGAGGAUACUCCGUGAGAUAUUGGAGCUGUGUCCGUGGUCCAAGAUCCUCUGGAGUACCGAUGGCCACUGGUUCCCAGAAACGUACCUGCUGGCUGUGAUGCAGAUGCGCGAAGUCUUUGAGACGGUCCUUUGCGACUACGUCCGGAAAGGCCAUAUCGGCUGGCGUGCCGCUGUCGACCUGGUCCGCGACGUGCUCUUCAAGAACGCCAACAAGCUCUACCAUCUGGACCUCGACUUCUCCGAGCUCCAAGAAGACGUCACCGGCGUGCUGCCAGGCGCGUGCCAGACUGACGCCGACCUUCUCCGAACCUUCCUGAAGGACCAGCCAACCCCAGACUUCGUGCGCAUCUGUUGGACAGACUACACAGCGACCCCGCGCAUGCGAAUGGUGCCCUUCCGAAAGUUCGUCACCCUUCUCAACGAGGGCAAGCCAACAGACAUCGGCAUCACGAAAGCCACGCUGGGCAUGCUCCAGAAUGACCUCCUCGUACCAGGCGCCUCCGCUACGGGCGAAUACCGUCUGCAUCCAGAUUUUUCGUCUUUGAAGGUGGGCCCCAUCGACGGGCACAUCAGCAUGCAAGGCGAGUUCCGUGAAGAGAGCGGCGCACGCGUAGCCCUCUGCCCGCGCUCCAUCCUCCAACGCGCAAUCGAAUACGCCGCCGAGCACGGCCUCUCCCUCCUCAUCGGCUUCGAGGUCGAGUUCUUACUCCUCGAACGCACCCCUGAUGCCCAGCACCAAUACACCCCCCUCGCAACAGACGGCCACGCCUGGUCUGUCUCCCGCUACUUCUCCCAUCCCCGGCUCGCAACCCUCCUCCGCGACAUGGUCGCCACCCUAGCCAGCAUGUCCAUCCACGUCGAACAACUCCACGCGGAAUCCUGCCCCGCACAAUUCGAGCUCAUCCUACCCCCUUUGCCUCCUCUCGAAGCAGUCGACACCCUCCUCCACACGCGCGACGUCUUGCAUGCAUUAGCGACCCAAGCAGGCUACAAGCUCACUCUACAUCCUAAACCCUUCCCCCGUGCGUGUGGUACCGCCUCACACAUGCAUUUGUCGAUUCAGAGCCCGGAUGGGGAGAACCCUAACGUAUAUGGCGCUUUCUAUGCCGGCGUCCUUAAGAGGUUGAGGGCAAUUUGCGCGUUUACGUAUCCCACGCCGGCAUCGUAUGAACGAGUGCGUGAUGGGUGUUGGGCCGGAGGGAGAUGGGUUGCGUGGGGCACUCAGAAUCGAGAGACGCCCCUGAGAAAGAUUAGGGGUAGUCAUUGGGAGAUGAAGUGCAUUGAUGGGACGGCUAACCCGUUCUUUGCUGUGGCGGCUGUCAUUUUUGCGGGCGCGAGGGGGGUUGCUGAUCGAGGGAGGUUAGAGGGGGUUUGGGGCGAUUGCGAAAUGGAUCCGGCGGUGAUGUCGGAGAAUGAUAGAGCCGAGAUGGGAGUAAAGGAGAUGUUGCCUGCCAGUGUGGACGAGGCAUUGAGGGCUUUGAGGGGAAAUAAGGAAUUAGUGGAGAUGCUUGGGGAGGAGGUUGUGGAGAGGUACGUGGCGGUCAAGAAAGCUGAGGAGGGGCUGUUGGGGAGGAUGAGCGAGGAGGAGAGACGGGCUUGGUUGAUUGAAAGGUAUUAG
This is a messenger RNA of Thermochaetoides thermophila DSM 1495, 2640 nucleotides long. RefSeq lists its product as uncharacterized. NCBI's taxonomy places the organism in Eukaryota, Fungi, Ascomycota, Sordariomycetes, Sordariales, Chaetomiaceae. Gene Ontology annotation, molecular function: hydrolase activity; glutamine synthetase activity. The transcript has 2 exons. The record is from RefSeq and is a predicted model, not a curated record. Bases 1 to 2640 code for a protein of 879 amino acids.